Messenger RNA from Anisakis simplex (herring worm), 393 nucleotides. The record is from the annotation of a GenBank genome assembly. NCBI's taxonomy places the organism in Eukaryota, Metazoa, Nematoda, Chromadorea, Rhabditida, Anisakidae.
AUGGUGGAAUCAAGUGCACUUCAAGAAUUCGAAGGAGCGCUGAUCGAUGAUGCAUGGCAAUGUGUCGUCAAUCGAACUUCAAUUCAGCGUAAUUUGAGUUCAUCAGAUCUUGAAAAGUUACCUGAUCUCUUGAAACUAUUGGAGAUUAUGAAUAAUUUAGACCGAUCUGAAGAAGCAGUGAAGCUUUUGCAUGAUUCGAGUUUGUCCAAAAAGAAUCAAGAACAAAUACUUUCACUUCGAACAAGAAAGAGGAAGAAGACUGAAAGCAACUGGAAUGUUGAUGUUAUGGUGGGAAAUUCGCUCAUUCAUAAAAGUCUUCACCUGAAAGUUUCUCUACCAGUUGGACCACAUGUCAUCGAAAUGACUGUUGAGAAAUUUGGCACAUUAAGGUAA